GAAUUUUGUUCCGGGUGAUUUGUGAUGACGACUACUAACACAUGGUGAAGGUGCAUACCUAGGUAGCAUCCGGACCUAAUCGAUGGCGCUAACUUUUGGGGCGAUCGGACACUGCCGAAACCUGGUCGAAGCAAAGUCCCAAGCAAUAUCAAUGAAUGAUGAGCGCAAUGCUGGACUGGUAUGACGCCUGGGUCAAGAAAUGGAUACCACCUUUGGACGAAUUGGCGCUGAGCUCCCUGAUCGAACUCAUUAGGGUCUUCAUGGUUUCAUUGAGCGUGUCCUCCUUCUCCUCUCAUGUCAUUGUUAUCCGUAUCCUCGCCCGGUUGAGAAAGACACCGUCACAUAAUCUAUAUGACGAUUCAAUAUUAGGUACCCAUUGUGUUGCACUCACUAUCCAAGGAAUAGUUAUUGCAACUUUUAUUUUGGCCUGGUAUCGACGGCUCUGCUGGUACUGCGGAUACAUUGCCAGGUGGCCAGGUCAAUAUCUUGCGCUGGGGCUUGGAGACUUUGUACUUACCAUCGCGCUUGGAAUGGCAGUGGCUGCACAACGAUACAGCCCUGCUCCUGUUUCGGCUUGCGAUAUUGAUAAAGACAUUUACAGCGAGACGGUGGGUGCCGGCGGCGAAAGCCAGAAACACGCCUGUCAAAAGUUCACCACUGAAUGGGCAUUUGAGAUUUCGACGCUUGCUCUGCUAUCUCUACUCACUUACCUGGAGCUGUACUAUACGUCCUUGACGCGACCGAAGCUCACCUGGCGGCAACCUUGGCAUGUUCUCCGUGAAUUUCUAACCGCGCCAUUACCUCUCUUUGUGGCCGCUGGCGGAUAUAUGCAGAUAUUCGUGUACUAUGUUUUCCGGAUCUUGAAACAUAAACUCGCGGAUGACGGCCCUAGCGAAACUCCGCCAGUGCCCGCGCCAUGCGCACCUGGAGAAGAUCACUUUGAACCACCAGGAGGACUGCAAAAGGUUUUGACAAUCGAGCAUUUACUUCUCAACAUCGUAGACGGAAUGUGUUACGAUGACGUAAAGAGUUUAAGUCUAGCAUCUCGAGAUAUUCGGGAGGCCGUGUUCCCAAGCCGUGAUUUGGAGUAUCGCGUGCCUAAAUUGAGAGAACGUUGCUGCUCUCAGGGCAGAAAGAUAUGCCCAUAUUGUCCCAGUCCUAUAUGCGAGUUGUGCAAGAGGCAAGUGCAGUGGCUCGGUAUUCCUAGUAGACACCAUGCCCAACACUGCAAUCCGUACUGUACAUCGUGCUACGUUGAUAAGCGUCGGAGAGAAGCCAUUGACCACAAAACCUGGCUCAAGCGAGACAGGUGCAAGUGUGAUAGGAACGAACAGGAGAUCAUAGAGCAAGAAGUGUGCGGAACUUGCGAGGCGAGCGGAAGCCAAACAAUACUUCCUCUAUCUGAUGUCCGGAAUCGUCAGAAGAUCAAGCAAUUGGCGUUGACAAAAGGACAUUGUGCGGGAUGCGCCACUGUAUUGAAUCGGACGGCUUUGUUUUGGUUCUGUGACGAGUGUGCCUCUGAAUGUACGCACCCCAUCCAUCCUACCUCCGUAAAGGCACGAAAAACGGACGACAUUGAGAGCCAGAGCGCAACAAUGGCGGACGAGGAUCAUGGAGGGUUGUUCGCCCGGCUUCUUAAGUCGUUCUCCCGCAGACCUUGAUGGUUGAAAGAUUCGAAGGUAGCCCAACGGACGUGCACGGUAUCUUAGGUACGCUUCCUAGAACCGGCUCAUUUCUGUGGUUUGAGCGUCUGAGUCCGGAGUCGUAUGUGCCGCUGUCAAAGUGCAGUGUUGGCACUGUGGGGUUUGGUCCAGUGUGCGACACAGGGUUUAUGUCUUUCUUUUGAAGUUGAACAACGCUGUCAUAUUUAUCGUUCACUCAUUUCACAUUGUCGAACAUUCAGUUAUCUAUUGAUAUUACC
Westerdykella ornata is the source of this 1921-nucleotide messenger RNA. RefSeq lists its product as uncharacterized. NCBI's taxonomy places the organism in Eukaryota, Fungi, Ascomycota, Dothideomycetes, Pleosporales, Sporormiaceae. Bases 156 to 1661 code for a protein of 501 amino acids. The transcript is spliced from 6 exons. The record is from RefSeq and is a predicted model, not a curated record.